Messenger RNA from Aspergillus steynii IBT 23096, 1690 nucleotides. Its product is annotated as putative HLH transcription factor (Hpa3). Bases 123 to 1637 code for a protein of 504 amino acids. NCBI's taxonomy places the organism in Eukaryota, Fungi, Ascomycota, Eurotiomycetes, Eurotiales, Aspergillaceae. Gene Ontology annotation, cellular component: RNA polymerase II transcription regulator complex. Gene Ontology annotation, molecular function: protein dimerization activity; DNA-binding transcription factor activity. The record is from RefSeq and is a predicted model, not a curated record. Gene Ontology annotation, biological process: positive regulation of transcription by RNA polymerase II. The transcript has 4 exons.
AACAUGAGAUAGUGCGAAGCCUGAUAUAUCCGACAUAAUCCUUUUUGUUUCAUACCAGGGCGCCCCUUGGAUUCUUACCUCGAAUUAUCUCCUUACCUUUCGUGAAUUUUUCUCCUUCCGUCAUGGAAGCAACGCUUACCCACCGACCAUGGGAGCCGGCCUCCACGGGGCCGCAGACUCCUCCGGUCUCCUCAACGCAGACACUCCCGUCGAUAUCAACCCUUACUGCGAGCAUGACAAGCACAGCACCCCCGCCGGCAGAGAAGUCGCCCGGUAACACCUCUUUGAAUACGAUUGAGCGGGACUCGGGAAACUGGUCUAUUGCUCAAAGCGCAAGGUCUUCUACCUAUUCCACCGCCACGAAUGGCACCGGCAAUUACCCCUCUUUAUCCUUCCUCACCUCAACACAUCCGUCUCCAAACCGCAUAUCCGCCGUGUCCGACCGGUCUCCUUACCCUCACGAUCAUUCCACUACCAAUACGCCCUCUUCUGCUGGAGCACAACCAUCUCCUCAUUUUGGCUCAACGCAGCCCAAUCCAGCGCUUCCGUCGAUUAAUCAAAACUAUGAAGCUCCUUCACAACGGGGCAGCAUUGCCGAACCGCCGGAAUCGCGCCGCAGCAGCAUCGAUAGUCGAAUGAACCAGGGUAUAAGCUCACUUGCUAUCAAUACCACCGCUUCACCGUACCAUAGCACGAACGCCUCGCAAACGUCGAUCGUAUCGGGCCUACAGAGGGAGCGGGGAAUCUCCAUGGACGUGAAUAUGAACUCCGCCUACCGGGGACCACGUUACUCCGGGGGGCAGCCUUUGUCUCCACUUGGCCCACGACCUGGCGAGCAUCGCAGUUUUGCGGCUGGCCGCACUGCGCCCGCGAUCUCGUCGAAUCCUCGCUCUGAGAUUUAUAACGCCGAGGCUCCAACGGCUGGUCUUGCCUAUGCGUUUCCGGACCCGGAUGUCGCUCGGUCUAACUCGAUCUCGUCCACAAACGAAAAGCCGACUAUUCAGUUUUCUCGAAAGGGAAGCACUGCCGAAUCUAUAACCAGCAGUCUAUACUCCGAAUCACGUUUACCUCGUGGUCAACAUGAACUUCCCCAGAGUGUUCACCAUCAUUCCCUACAGCACAAACAGGUGCGCGGUCUUAUCGGAGAUCCCGAUUUUCAAAAUGGCAACACUCCGUACAGCAGAACGCCUGAAUUGCGAGUGACCCAUAAACUAGCGGAGCGCAAGCGUCGCAGUGAAAUGAAGGACUGUUUUGAGGCUUUACGGGUGCGACUCCCGCAGAGCCAAAACAACAAAUCCAGCAAAUGGGAGACCCUGACUCGAGCGAUCGAAUAUAUCUCCCAAUUGGAAAAGAUGCUCACCAGUGCCCGACGCGAUAACGAUGUGCUACGAUCUGAACUGGAAGAGAUGCGUAGCCAACUCAACCAGCAGCAAUCCAACGGACAAUCUCGACCGCCCUCCAUUUUCGAGCAUCAUCCAAUGGCCCCGCAGCCGAACGGGCAAACGCAUGGCCCGAUAUUCACCAACUACGCUCCCGGGUCUGGGAUGGUUCAGGAACAACCGCGAACGUUGCCUCCUCUCAUGAACGGAUCAGUUGCCCCAAUGCAGGGCGUACAAUAUACCGACGAACGGCGGUAAUCUUUAGAACCCGUCAGUCGGAAAUUGUGGUUCCACUCGUCUUAUGUCGGACC